AUGCUGGUUUUCGGGGCAAUAUACUACGUGAAGCGGCCUUUCGGAUGGCAGUCAGCGCAGUGGUACUACAGCAAGGCGUACAUGGGAGCGAUAAUGAGCUACGUAAUUGUAAUUUACAAAACCUACGGGCCACCGCAGAUCAACCUCGAGUUCCUGCACCGGCUGAUGGUGGAUGAGAAUGUCGAGUAUCUGAUGCUGGCCUUUUACUGGCUUACGCAACCGUCGAUGGUUGUCACCCUGUUGCCGUUUGUUGUCUUUUCGCUGUUCCACGUGCUGACUUACCUGCGGUCAACGCUGAUUCCAGCACUCUUCCCCGAUGUGACGGCGGAGCUGCAGCGGUCGCGCACGCCGGCGGCGGAUCAGAGCGUGAGAUUGUCGGCAGCAGCGCGUGCGAGCAAGAUCAUGAACGAUUGGAGCUCCAAGUAUUACACGCCGGCGCUGCGGGAGGUUGGAGUUUGGGAGGUGGCGGUGAUCGGGGCUUGGCUUGUUUUGGGCGCUGUAACGUUCCAGACGCCGCUGCUGGCGCCGCUGUUUUACUUCCAGUUUUUGCGCAUGCGGUAUGCGCUGAGUGCUCCGACGAGGGCGGCAUUCCGUCGUGUGCGGUCGACGCUGGAUUCGGUGUUGACGCCGCCAGGCGCCAGCACCAAAGUGCCGGCUGUUGUCACGGACUCGUACAUCAAGGUCAGAGACUACUUGGUUGCCAUGGGAACCAACAUUUUGAACCCAGUUGCCCAGCAGCAACAGCAGCAGCAGCAGAGGCAGAGAUAG
Kickxella alabastrina is the source of this 768-nucleotide messenger RNA. RefSeq lists its product as uncharacterized. NCBI's taxonomy places the organism in Eukaryota, Fungi, Kickxellomycota, Kickxellomycetes, Kickxellales, Kickxellaceae. The record is from RefSeq and is a predicted model, not a curated record. The transcript has a single exon. The coding region runs from base 1 to 768 and encodes 255 amino acids. Gene Ontology annotation, biological process: endoplasmic reticulum tubular network organization; membrane organization. Gene Ontology annotation, cellular component: endoplasmic reticulum; membrane.